AUGGUGACGCGGAUACCUCGACACUCGUCGUACCGCCGCAGGCCUCCACGCUCCCCUCUCGUCCUCAUCGCCCUCCCGACCCUCGUCGCCCUCCUCGUCGCCCUCCUCGCCCCGGCCGUGGCCGCGCAGACGUCCAGCAGCGUCACCGACCCGUCGACUACGACCGUGCAGCUUGGCAGCGCCGCCUCGGCCUUCUUCCACCUCGUCUCGCCCUCGUCGUCGCCCGUCUGGGUCUCGCUCUCGCUCUGCACCCCGCCCUCGGCCUUUGCCUCGAGCACCAACUCGUCGGCCCUCCCUAUCAAGCUCGGCACCGCCCUCUACCUGUCCAACUCGUCGUUCAUCUCGACCCCUGGCCCCGACAACACGCGCGACCCGGCCGACGGCAACCCCGACACGCCCCGCCUCGACACCUCGAGCGGCGCGACGGCCAAGCUCUCGCAUGGCUACGCCAACGCGACACUCGACGGCGCAGCAGACGGCGGCGUCUGGAUCGGCGUCUUUGCGCCCGACUCGGCGGCCCUCCUCGGCGACGGCGACAACGCGAGCGCGACCGCCGGCGAGUGGGUAUUCGAGUUGCACGUCAGCUCGGGCAUCGCGCCGUACGUCGUCGAGGAGACGGCGGGCUUUCGCCUCGGCGACACCGACUCGACGACCGUCCUCCUGUCGACCGCCAACUACACGGCCGCCGCGAGCGACACGCCCGCCGACGACGACGCCGUCGACGCCGCCGCCGCGCCAGACUGGCAGGUCGUUGUCGCGCCGACCGAGCCGCACGCUUUCGCGCUCGGCAGGUCGCAGUGCGCCGUGCGUGCGGCGAUGCAGCGGGCCGUCGGGCGGGCCAGCGCGAGCGCGACGACGAGGGGUUACGGCUGCGGGACGAGGACGCAGUUCGUCGUCGACGGGCUCGAGCCGGGCACGAACUACACGGCGUGGCUCGUCGCCAACGAGACGAGGGCGGGCGGUGCGGCAGGAGGCGAGAACCAGACGCGGGUGUGGGACCCUUCCUUCUUUGCGACCAAGGCCGGCGACUCGUGCCGCCUCGUGUACGGCAUCGACGUGUGCCCCUCGGUCGCGUACUCGGUCCCGGCGCCUCGUUCCCUCGACACGCCCUCGCUCGUCGACUUCUUCAACUCGACCCUGUCGGCGUCGCUCGCCAACUUUUCUCGCACCCUGUCGACCUUUCCCUGCGACUCGAGGGACCACGGCCUGUACUCGAUCGUCUCGACCUGCGACGACUGCCUCGACGCGUACCGCACAUUUCUUUGCGCGACGACCCUCCCUCGAUGCACCGACGCGCCGCCGAGCACCAUCCUCAACGACUCGAGCGCCGCCAUCGCCCGCGACGACGAGCUCGCGACCUGGUUCGUCCCGCAGCAGUUCGAGACGGCGCUGGUGCGCGACGACCCGGCCGCGUCGCGCACGCCCUUGUUCGGCCCGGCCAACCUGAGCUCGACGUUCCCGUCGCUCUUCAACGCGUCGUACCCGGCGACUGCGGCCAACGCGAAGGCCGAGUCGCCGUUCCCGUACAGCGAGGUGCCGCCCUGCCUCGACGUGUGCUACCUCGUCGAGGCGCGCUGUCCGCCCUUUCUCGGGUGGAAGUGUCCGAGGGGCACGGUCGGGGAUCUGGACGGCGGGACAGCGAGCGCGGCGUACGGCGUGACGAGGGACGUGCCCAAGGGCGAGCGGCAGGCGGACGACCUCGAGAGGAGCACGCUCGGAGCGAGGGCCGCCGACCGGUUCGGCAACGUCUUCUGCAACGCUCUCGACAGCGACCUCGUCCAGGCGGCACAAUUCGUCCCUUGGACCUACUCGAGGUCGUCGGCCGCAUCCACUCGCCCUCGGCCGGCGGCCCUUUCCCUCAUCCUCCUCUUUUCCGUCUUGGCCGCGUUCGGGCGGCUCGGACAUCUGUAGAUGGCGCCUCGUCAUGUAGACUCGUUGCAGUGCAACUCUCUUCCUGUGA
Messenger RNA from Rhodotorula graminis WP1, 1960 nucleotides. RefSeq lists its product as uncharacterized. Gene Ontology annotation, biological process: calcium ion import across plasma membrane. Lineage: Eukaryota; Fungi; Basidiomycota; Microbotryomycetes; Sporidiobolales; Sporidiobolaceae. The coding region runs from base 1 to 1911 and encodes 636 amino acids. The transcript is spliced from 3 exons. Gene Ontology annotation, molecular function: calcium channel activity. The record is from RefSeq and is a predicted model, not a curated record.